AUUUCUGUCAUUAUCCAUCCGCAAAACAAAGCAUCACAUAGCUCAGGAACUAAGCUAUUCGGCUGUCAAGAUGAGCCGUUGGUCCCCGGAGGAUUCGGACGAGGGUCGCCUGCCGGAAGGCAUGCAACGUGUUGGCUAUGAUGCCGAUACACAACAAUACAGCUACCGAGAUCAGGACGGUAGCUACUGGGAAGGAGCUCCCGGUGCAAGAUACGGGGUACUUCACCGAAGCGGCAGCAGCUAUCAGCCCAUGACAAUAGCCAACGUAGGUGUCACUCGAGAAGAGUUGCCCUCCUCAGCAAACAGACCCCACAAGCAGCUGUUUGGCUUAUUGUCCAACGGCUGUGGCAAGCUUCUAGUCACUCUCGACCUGAUCUAUACUGGAAUAUUUAAGAAGGUGUCGCAUGCUAAGCAACAGGGACAACGACACAGCAGGCGACAGCCACAACGACAUACUCAGCGACGCAGACGACGGCCUCAUAAGUGGAAUGAAAAGUAGCCGGUCAGAAGGGCUCGUUUGGCUGACGGAGCUACACUUCCAUCUUAAUGAAAGCACCACUAAUAGUGUCAAGGAACAAAAUAUACGUAAAGCUGAUAAUGAGGCUUGGCGCUAUAUACUGCCGUUCUUCAUGCUAGUUUCGGUGGUCCUAUUCGCUCUAUUCCGGUUCCUUGGAUCUGCGGCUGGCCCAACGCCACUUGUCUGUCCAGAGAAGUCCGUUCGAUACCCAGUCAAAGUUGGAGACUCAUGCUGAGCUAUUGCGAAUAGCCACAGUGUGAAAGUAGCAGAUCUGAUGAGGCUGAAUUAUAGUAUGGACUGUAGCUUGUGAAGGCUGGUAGAGAGAUUUGCGUACUAGCCAGCGAGUAGCCACUGAGGCCGUUUGAUGUACAUCAUGUUGUAAUUAAACGUGAAGGAAAAAAGGAAGGGCAGGGCAAAUAAGAACAAGUAAGAGAAAAAGUAAUUUACUUAGCGUGUUGUGUAUUUAAUGAGAAGUAUAAAAC
Messenger RNA from Hyaloscypha bicolor E, 999 nucleotides. RefSeq lists its product as uncharacterized. The record is from RefSeq and is a predicted model, not a curated record. The transcript is spliced from 3 exons. NCBI's taxonomy places the organism in Eukaryota, Fungi, Ascomycota, Leotiomycetes, Helotiales, Hyaloscyphaceae. Bases 71 to 499 code for a protein of 142 amino acids.